Molecule: messenger RNA, 582 nt
Organism: Papaver somniferum (opium poppy)
Lineage: Eukaryota; Viridiplantae; Streptophyta; Magnoliopsida; Ranunculales; Papaveraceae
Product: dnaJ protein homolog
Exons: 6
Coding region: 1-582 (193 amino acids)
Biological process (GO): protein refolding
Cellular component (GO): cytoplasm; cytosol
Molecular function (GO): Hsp70 protein binding
Source: RefSeq, a predicted model, not a curated record
AUGGAAUCCUGCAAAAUCAUCUCUUCAUCUCCAAUUCUGAAGCUCCGACUCCCCGAAUUUCCAACUACAACUAAACACAAAUCCCUGAAAUUAAAGUGGCAAAAUUACAACAUACGACGUCAUCGAAUCAUCACCAGAGCUUCUUCUUCUUCUGGAUGUUUGGAAGAUUUGAAGAAGGCUUACAGAAAGGCUGCCAUUAAGAAUCAUCCUGAUAAGGGUGGAGAUCCAGAAAAGUUCAAGGAGUUGGCCCAGGCUUAUGAGGUUUUGAGUGAUCCAGAGAAACGUGAAAUUUAUGAUCAGUAUGGUGAGGAUGCGCUCAAGGAAGGAAUGGGAGGAGGUGGUGGUGGCCACGACCCCUUUGACAUCUUAUCAUCUUUCUUUGGAGGAGGAAGCCCAUUUGGAGGUGGUGGCAGCAGCAGAGGAAGGAGGAAGAGGAGGGGAGAAGAUGUUAUGCAUUCUCUUAAGGUGUCGCUGGAGGAUCUUUACACUGGAACAUCAAAGAAAUUGUCCCUCUCUCGCGAUGCCAUCUGCUCCAAGUGCACUGGAAAGAUGUCACUAAGAAUUAAAGUGGGGUUGUGGUAA